UGCCCCUACCCUCUAAACAUUUAAAAGCCUUACAGCUUGCGUUCUUUACCGACACACGCCGCCCUUGUUCUGCCGCUAAAUUUUCCCUCUCGCCGGAGUUUGAAGCUUUCCGGCCGCCGUCUCCGCCGCCGUUGCUUAUGUUGCUGAGUUGACUUAGUUGUUCUUUUCUUGCUGUUAAUGGCAAUGUCGUCUUUGUCGAAGCGUUCGUCUCUCAGUCCGCCUCAGCCGGCCGUGGCAGCGAAUCACGAUCUCAAGCAACGGGUUAUUGCCUGUCUCAACAAGCUUGAAGACCGCGAUACUCUUGCUAUGGCGGCAAAUGAGUUGGAAUCCAUUGCUAAGGCUCUUACCUAUGAUUCAUUCUCGUCGUUUCUCUCUUGCAUUCAUAAUACUGAUGCAUCGUCGAAAUCGCCGGUGAGGAAGCAGUGUGUGUACCUUCUCGGUAUUCUUUCUCAGUCUCAUGGAGAUGCUUUGUCUCCUUUUGUGUCGAAGAUGAUUUCUACUGUUGUUCGUCGCCUCCGUGAUUCGGACUCUACAAUCCGAUCUGCUUGCGUUGACGCUACGGCUUUAAUGUCGUCGCAAAUUACGAAGCCGCCAUUCUCUGUUUUUUUGAAGCCGUUGAUGGAGACACUUACGCUUGAGCAGGAUAUCAAUUCGCAGAUUGGUUCAGCUCUGUGUCUCGCAGCUGCGGUUGAGGCUGCACCUGACCCAGAUGUGUCACAGCUGAGGAAGAAUUUGACUAGGUUGGGGAAAUUGGCGAAGAACGAGGGAUUUAAGGCGAAGGCUGCGUUGCUGGUGCUGAUUGGGAGUAUUAUUGCUGUCGGUGGUGCGACGAGUCGAAGCGUAAUGGACUGGCUGGUGCCGUGCAUUGUUGAAUUCUUGAGCAAUGACGAUUGGGCAGUGAGGAAGGCGGCCGCAGAAACUCUCGGGAGGGUGGCCGUCGUUGAAAGGGAUUUGACGGCCGACUAUAAAGCAUCGUGUAUCAGUACUUUGGAUAGUCGGAGAUUUGAUAAGAUCAAGGUCGUUCGGGAGACAAUGAACCAAACUUUGGAGUUAUGGAAAGAGAUUCCCGACGCUUCCGGAGACGUCUCAACUGAUAAUGGCAAUGGUGGAUGCUUUCCUCCCGCUUCCACAUGCCCACCUGAACAAAGUUUAAGAACGCCGUUGAAGAAAACAGUCCCCACUAGCACACCCAUAUCUACUAAUAAAAAGAUCAGUCCAAAGAACACAGAUAAGAAUUCAAGUACACCCAUAUCUAAGCUGCAACGCCUGAAAUCUUCCAAUUGGAGAGUUGAAAUUGCAGUAUCAAACUCCCCUUCCCCCUCUUCAAAAUUUGCUUCUGAGAACAAUGCUGGUGGUGGUGGUUCUGAAAACAUAGAUUUCCAAGAGAAUGGAAAUUCCCUUUUCACUGCAAAACGAGUCCUUUAUAAUAAUGUGGGUGAUGAGAAAGUUAACAAGUCCAACAAUUUGAGAUCUGGGUCUCGCGUAGUUCCGUUUGAGGAGCACGAGAACAUUCAGGAGCAUGAGAGUAGAGAUUCGGAUGUUACUGUUGGCAGCUCAAGUGAAGAAAAUUUUGGGAGCCACAAAGAAUUUGAAGAUAUCUCCCUGAUUCGUGACCAACUUCGUCAGAUUGAGAACCAACAAUCUAGCCUUCUAAACCUUCUACAGAGCUUUAUUGGGAGUUCUCAGAGUGGGAUGAAUUCAUUGGAGAAACGAGUACAUGGACUGGAGAUGGCAUUAGAUGAAAUAUCUUACGACUUGGGUUUGUCAAGUGGAAGAGUACCUAAUACCAAUUUUGCUGAAAACUCAUGUUGCAAGCUGCCAGGUGCAGAGUUUCUUAGUUCCAAGUUCUGGAGGAGAGCAGAAGGGCGGUAUUCAAGUUCAAAGUUCUGUUCUACAGCACAAGUCUCAUCACCUAAUGAUCUGCAUCACACGCUCGAUAGAGAUUCCGUUACAGAAGCAUUUAAGCGGAACAACCAAAGAUUCCGAACAGAAAGAAGGGGAGGAUUAGUUACAAAUCCGUUGGCUGAAGUUGAUGGUGAACUUAAAGAAAACUUGGGGCAGUAUCCAAAAAGAUUACUGAAGACUGUGAUCCAAGAAAAUGACAAUGUGCAUAUUUACAGUGCAAGUGGGACUGAUUAAGUUCCUUCAAUUCCUUCAGACAUAGCCGUAAACCUCAUCAACAGAGUCUGAACUGAAAUUACCCCUUUUUGAAGGCUUGUUUUUUCCUAAAGAGAGGGAGCAGGGUGGUCCUGAGAAGGGCGAAAGCAAUGAAUGGCCAAGUUAUUAUGGACGGAUCUUGCGAAAUAUGACUUCUCAGAGUUGGCAUUAACCUCAAGAUCAGGUAGGUCUGUUUUGGGGUUAUUUGUGUCUCAUACAUGCAUGCUUUACAAAGGUCUUUUUCGAUUGUAAUGGUUGAUGCCAGAGCCUGUCUUCUUUGCCACGUGAAAACUGACAGAGUGCAAUCCUUCUUACAGUUUACUCCAUCUUUUUAUUUUUCUUCUUAUCUUGGGGCUUUCUGUCACUUCUCUGUCUCUUCCAAGGUAGGAGAAAGACCUAAUGGUUUUGUAUGGAUUGGCCAGUGAAUAACAUAAAAUCAGGCAUACCUCUUUUAGAUUCUUGAAUCACUCAGCCCAACAAAUUGAAUUGAGUCCACGUUUAUCUCAGUAAAAAAAAAUUGUAAUAAAUGAAUGGUAAUUUGAAAAGCGGGUCACAUAUGAUUAUAUUUGGUGUUGUUUACUUGUGUUCUAUAUCCGUACGGAUACAUUGAGUUUACUUUCAAAUCUGUAAUAAAAAGACGCAAAUUGAUUGACAA
This is a messenger RNA of Benincasa hispida (wax gourd), 2812 nucleotides long. Its product is annotated as TORTIFOLIA1-like protein 5. Gene Ontology annotation, cellular component: microtubule. NCBI's taxonomy places the organism in Eukaryota, Viridiplantae, Streptophyta, Magnoliopsida, Cucurbitales, Cucurbitaceae. Gene Ontology annotation, molecular function: microtubule binding. The record is from RefSeq and is a predicted model, not a curated record.